AAUAUUUCAUUAAACUUAUACAUAUGAGCAGAAAUCACAGUAGUUUAAUGAAUUAUAGAUAAUAUAAUAAUAAGAUGUGUCACUUUGAGUAAUAUUCACAAAACUGUUAUUCAGUAUUGUAUUUAUUAACAAAAUCUAAUAGCUACUUUCAGAUCACCAUAUUAGAAACCAAAAUAUGUUAUUGUGGUGGUUAUUGAAUCUUAUGAUAAUUAUUCCUGGAAUCGAUAUGCUACCUUACCGGACAGACAACAAGUAUGUAAACAACUUCCAAGAUUAUGAUAGCAACAACAACCUGGAUGGAUAUUGGGAUGAGAUAACACCCAAUUCUCAAAUGGACAAUAUGAGAAAUAAAUAUAAGACAAACAACUUACAAUACUUAUAUACAGCGCCAGAUUAUUCUAGUUCGGUUGUGGCCAGUUCUUUCAAACCAAUGAAUGAAGAUAUAGUACAACAAGGUCAACAGAGAGUACCGUAUAAUGUGGGUGAAAUGGAAGAAAUGGAUGGAGCGGAUACACUAAAAAGUCCGUCUGAUGAUGAUAGUGAAGACAAAUAUCGCCGCUUAGAUUCAUUAGAGAAAAUCUCCGUAUACUAUUAA
Messenger RNA from Schistosoma haematobium, 595 nucleotides. RefSeq lists its product as uncharacterized. The transcript has a single exon. Lineage: Eukaryota; Metazoa; Platyhelminthes; Trematoda; Strigeidida; Schistosomatidae. Bases 176 to 595 code for a protein of 139 amino acids. The record is from RefSeq and is a predicted model, not a curated record.